AUGGCCAAUAGCAAACAACAUGGUUUUAUUUCAAAAACGAUGGGUCUAUCGCUUGGGUUCCUGGGCAUCGUAGGUCUCGUCGUGUCGCUCAUAUCGCUGGUGCCCGUGAACGUGUACAACAUGUUUAUCGGCGUGAACGCACUGACAGAGCUGCUAAGGUACGAGCUACAAGACAGCACGGAUUGGUGGUCGCUCUCGCCGGACGGCACCGUGUACUCUGUCUUCUUGACGGGCUCAGUCAUGUCGUCCCUGAUCACGAUUGUCAUGGUGAUUGCCACAUGUCUCCGUCAACAACAAACGGACGACAAUGCACAGAUGGUGAUGGUGACAACAAACGUAGAAGAAGACGAGGAGGAGGAUAUUGAGGCACACAACAACAGCGGCAGCAGCAGCAGCAACACGAAGCGGUGGCAGCGGCGGCAACAGCAGCGGAGGUCCAGUGUUUGGUUAAGUCGUAUUGGCUGUCUCAUCUUUGUAGGACAGAUUGGUUGGGCUUUGUUUGGUACGCACUUGCUGUUCUUUUACAAGGACGAGUUGCCAGAGACAAUCCAUCGAUCCGCCAUGAUUUCCGUUGGAAUCCUGUGGCUGAACUACCUUAUCAUCACCAUCUUCUCCUUUAUUUUACUUUGCGCCUCAUUUUUCAUCAUUCUCGGCGCACGACGAAGCGGCAGCAGCAGCAGCAGCAGCACUACCACCAGCACGACGAGCAGCAGCCGUCAGUAUCAUCAUCACCAUGCGCGGUCCAGCACACCCUCCUCUUCCGCCGAAGAGAUGCAGUACAACCGCGAAGAAACCACCCCAUUGUUGAAUACCUCUAUACGUACUACUUGA
Zychaea mexicana is the source of this 831-nucleotide messenger RNA. RefSeq lists its product as uncharacterized. Bases 1 to 831 code for a protein of 276 amino acids. The transcript is spliced from 2 exons. The record is from RefSeq and is a predicted model, not a curated record. Lineage: Eukaryota; Fungi; Mucoromycota; Mucoromycetes; Mucorales; Lichtheimiaceae.